Molecule: messenger RNA, 375 nt
Organism: Rotaria sordida
Lineage: Eukaryota; Metazoa; Rotifera; Eurotatoria; Philodinida; Philodinidae
Source: the annotation of a GenBank genome assembly
AUGGCUCGUUUGUCCAUUAUUUGUAUUGGAUUAAUUUUAUUUGUUACCGUUUGGUCAUCAUCUUUAAAUAUAGAAGGAUCAUCAAAACGUGUAUUAGUACUUCUUGAUAAUUUGGCUAUUCGAGAAACACAUUCCUUUUAUUUUAAACAAUUAAGAGACCGUGGAUUUGAUCUAACCUAUAAGUCAUCAGAUGACAGUAAUCUUCAAUUAGUUAAAUAUGGUGAAUAUAUUUAUGAUCAUAUAAUUUUAUUUGCUCCUGCUACGAAAGAAUUCGGUGGACGUUUGGAUGCUGAAAUUUUAACACAAUUUGUUGAUGCUGGUGGUAAUGUUCUUGUUGCUGGUAGUCAUAUAAUCGGUAAGAUAAUUAAUGAAAAA